CAUUUAAUAGAAGAUCUGAUUUCGGUUGAUUUUCAGUACCUUGAAUCUACUCGAGACUCGCUAACGCACAACAAAUAGAAAGCAAGGAUGCGUGGGUUAAAAAACCUGUUAGUUUUGGCGCUCACCGUGGUUUCUGUUGCGGCUGUUUUUCACCAAAGUUCUAACGGAUCACAGCGUAUUUCCGGAGGAACCAUCGCGUCACCUACCGACAUUCCAUGGGCAGCCGGAGUGAUCAUCCACGGUGGAACUUCCGGGCAUGACUUCUGCAGUGGAGUUCUGAUUUCCAGCCGUUACGUUCUAACUUCUGCGAAUUGUAUCGAUGGGGCAAACACGGUUACUGUUGCUUUGAACUCCGCUGAUUUCACCAACAUAGGAACGCUGAUUGGAGUUUCGAAUGUUCUGAUACAUCCGAACUUUAGUUGGCUGCUUGGCCGAGACGAUAUUGCUAUUCUGACCCUGAACCAGGACGCUCCCAUCAACGACAGCACAAUCAUGCCAGUACAAAUGCCACGCCGAUCGGAUGUUGGCAAUAGUUUUGUCGAUUGGGUCGCCACCACGGCUGGCUGGGGUAAUACCGGUAAUCGUGACAAUGAACCCAUUCCGACCGAGAAUCUACAGUUCGCCAUGGAUACGGUAACGUCCAAUCUGGUCUGCCAGCUGUCGUACAUCUGGAUCAGAAGCACUCACAUUUGCGUUGCGACCAACAAUGGAGGACCCUGUAAUGGAGAUGAAGGUGGCCCGGUGACGGUCCGUGAAGCAGGUAGGGUUACUCUGAUCGGUAUUCAUUCCUUCCACUUCAACGGCAUUCGUGGAUGUGACCGUGGACGAUCGGCGGUACACACACGGAUUACGGAGUAUCUGGAUUGGAUCGAGGAAAAUACAGACGUGUCGAUUCCGGUAUAGAGGUUUACUCGCUCGACUUGAAUACAUGGCCAACGAGGCGACCAGAAUAUAAUUUUGUUCAAAUAACGGAUGAAUAAAGUACAAUGCAAAUUCGGUUAACGAAAAA
Messenger RNA from Wyeomyia smithii (pitcher-plant mosquito), 1009 nucleotides. Its product is annotated as trypsin-like. Gene Ontology annotation, biological process: proteolysis. Bases 88 to 903 code for a protein of 271 amino acids. Gene Ontology annotation, molecular function: serine-type endopeptidase activity. The record is from RefSeq and is a predicted model, not a curated record. NCBI's taxonomy places the organism in Eukaryota, Metazoa, Arthropoda, Insecta, Diptera, Culicidae. The transcript has 3 exons.